AUGUCUCUUCCCGCAGCAGCAUCUGCAAAUGCGGCAGCUUCAGCUAGAAGAAAGGGCCCCAACCUCAAUAUUGUGGUUUCGUGCCCUGAAUGCAAGGUCUACCCCCCCAAAGUUGCCGAGCGUUUCAGUGAAGGAGACGUGGUCUGUGCUUUGUGCGGUCUGGUACUUUCCGACAGAAUCGUCGAUACCAGGUCCGAGUGGCGAACGUUUUCAAAUGAUGACCAGAACGGCGACGACCCAAGUCGUGUUGGUGAGGCCUCCAACCCGCUUCUGGACGGAAACCAUUUGUCUACGAGAAUAGGUCAAGCUCAGGGGAGUGACAUAAAGCUCAUGAGAGACCUUAACCGUGCGCAAAGUAAGAGCAUUGUCGACAAAAAAGAUAACGAGCUUCAGGCUGCUUACGCCAAGAUCACAAUGAUGUGCGACGCUGCGGAAUUACCCAAAAUUGUCAAGGAUUGCGCAAAGGAGGCUUACAAGAUUUGUUACGAAGAAAGGGCGCUCAAGGGUAAAUCACAAGAAAGUAUAAUGGCUUCAGUAAUUCUAGUGGGCUGUAGAAGGGCAGAGGUUGGUAGAUCCUUUAAAGAAAUCCUCUCUUUGACAAACGUGAAGAAAAAGGAGAUUGGUAAAACAUUCACAAUCAUCAAAAACAUUUUGCGGGAAAAGAAUGCCAAUGGGUUUGCUAACAUUGACACCUCGACUAUCUCCUCCGGUCAAACCUCUGCCGAGACCUUUAUUCCCCGGUUUUGUUCUCAUUUGGGUCUCUCUGUCCAGAUUGCCAAUGCUGCUGAAUACAUCGCAAAACAUUCGAAAGAUAUCAAUGUAUUGGCUGGUAAGUCGCCAAUCACAAUAGCUGCAUCUGCCAUCUACUUGGCAAUCCAGUUAUUUAAGGUCAAUAUCACGGCCACACAAGUCUCUCAUACCCUACAAGUCACCGAGGGGACAAUCAAAGGCGGGUACAAGAUUCUUUAUGAGUACAGACACAAAGUUGUUGACCCCCAACUUGUUGCUUCAGGAAAGAUCAAUCUGGACAAUUUGUCCAAAAUGAGUGACAAAGGGGAUAAAAUUGCUGAAUAA
Messenger RNA from Lachancea sp. 'fantastica', 1074 nucleotides. NCBI's taxonomy places the organism in Eukaryota, Fungi, Ascomycota, Saccharomycetes, Saccharomycetales, Saccharomycetaceae. The record is from the annotation of a GenBank genome assembly.